AUGCUGUCUAACCAAGCACGUCGAGUGCAGCCCGCCCAAGUAUUUCGAGCAUUCCAUACGACAUGUCGCAGGCGACGAGAGUUAUUUGACCCUGCAGCCGUAGAACGUGCUUCUGACGAAGUGGAUGUAUGCAUCGUGGGAGCAGGUCCAGCUGGCUUGAGUGCAGCUAUCCGUCUCAAGCAGCUGGAGAAAGAGAAAGGGAAGGAAUUCAGAGUGGUGGUCCUUGAAAAGGGACCUGAACCUCGUGCUCUUAAUGAACUUCUUCCAGAUUGGUCAUCUCGCGAUGAUCAUCCUCUCACGCAACUUGCAACGUCUUCGAAGAUGCGCUUUUUGACAAACUCGCUGGCCAUUCCAAUUCCCCAUCCACCACAGAUGUCAAAUCACGGGAACUACAUCUUAUCUCUCUCCAGAUUCACUGCUUGGCUGGGCAGCAUCGCCGAAGAGCUAGGCGUUGAGGUUUACCCUGGCUUUGCGGGUGCUGGAGUGGUUUACGGAGAUGAUGGAAAGACAGUGCAGGGGGUUCGGACAAACGAAGUAGGAAUCGAUAGACAAGGCAGACUGAAGGACUCUUUUGAGCCUGGCAUGGAGUUCCGGGCGAAGGUGACUUUAGUGGCAGAAGGAGCUCACGGCUCUCUUUCCAAGGAGCUGAUCAAUAAGUUCGACCUUAGGAAAGAUGCCGAUCCACAAACAUAUGGUAUCGGCCUAAAAGAGGUAUGGCAAGUAGACCCAAGUCAAUAUCGUCCUGGAGAAGUUAUCCAUACAAUGGGAUGGCCUCUGGACUAUAAAACAUAUGGAGGCGGUUGGGUAUAUCACAUGGCCGAUGGUCUCGUCAGUUUGGGCCUCGUCAUUGGCUUGGACUAUACCAAUCCAUAUAUGAGCCCCUAUAGAGAGUUACAGCGGAUGAAACAUCACCCGUACUUUACUCGUCUCCUCUCCGGCUCUUCAACGAGAAUAGCAUAUGGAGCUCGUGCUCUAAACGAAGGCGGCAUUCAAUCUGUCCCUAAACUGAACUUUCCUGGAGGAGCGCUAAUCGGUUGCUCCGCCGGGUUUGUGAACGUUGCCAAAAUCAAAGGGACACACAACGCAAUGAAGAGCGGGAUGCUCGCUGCAGAAGCGGCAGCAGAUGUCCUUGCAUCUGAACCAUCACAGUCUGAGUCGGAGGGCGUUGAUAUGAGCAGUUAUGACACAGCUCUGAGAAACAGUUGGGUGUGGUCAGACCUGCAUGAAGUGAGGAACCUUCGUGGAAGUUUCAACACCCCACUAGGCAUAUGGGGUGGCAUUGCAUACUCUGGUGUCGAUUCUCUUUUCCUCAAGGGGCGCACACCCUGGACCUUCCGUAAUACCUCGAAAAUGAAUGAUGCUCAGCAUACUGAACGUGCUUAUCACCACAAGCCUAUCGACUACCCAGCUUUUCAGCCUCCGCUCUCUACUGAUCUACUCACCUCAGUGGCUCUAACUGGAACCAAUCACGCAGAAGAUCAGCUGAUACACUUGCGUGUGUGUAAAGGUGGAGACGAGUCCAAAGAGUUAAGAAAGAAGCAUGUCAAGGAGAACGUAGGGGAAUAUGCAGGUUUACUGGGUAGGGCUUGUCCGGCGGCGGUAUACGAGUACGUAGACGAUGAAGGUGGUGCGAGUGCAGAGGAAGGAUGGGAUGGCAAAAAAUUGAUCAUCAACUCUCAGAAUUGUAUCCACUGUAAAUUGUGUGAUAUUAAAGUUCCAACAGAGGACAUAAACUGGACUGUGCCAGAAGGCGGUGGUGGACCAAAAUACAAAUUCUGCAAAUACUUGGCUCGUGCUUCAUCCGGUAUGUGGAAUGAAAACUCAAGUGAACAAUAUGGCCAGGAGAGUUCGCAAUCCAGGAAGGUAAAACACGCUACUUAUACACGUUGUUAA
Molecule: messenger RNA, 1893 nt
Organism: Serpula lacrymans var. lacrymans S7.9
Lineage: Eukaryota; Fungi; Basidiomycota; Agaricomycetes; Boletales; Serpulaceae
Exons: 5
Coding region: 1-1893 (630 amino acids)
Biological process (GO): electron transport chain
Cellular component (GO): mitochondrial inner membrane
Molecular function (GO): electron-transferring-flavoprotein dehydrogenase activity; iron-sulfur cluster binding
Source: RefSeq, a predicted model, not a curated record